Thunnus maccoyii (southern bluefin tuna) is the source of this 2799-nucleotide messenger RNA. RefSeq names its product C-C chemokine receptor type 3-like. Gene Ontology annotation, biological process: chemotaxis; G protein-coupled receptor signaling pathway; immune response. Bases 624 to 1688 code for a protein of 354 amino acids. Lineage: Eukaryota; Metazoa; Chordata; Actinopteri; Scombriformes; Scombridae. Gene Ontology annotation, cellular component: membrane. The transcript is spliced from 4 exons. The record is from RefSeq and is a predicted model, not a curated record. Gene Ontology annotation, molecular function: chemokine receptor activity.
UUAGAUAGCCAAAAAGAUUUAUAUUUUAUCGUUCUGGUAGUCCUUCAAACAGUGACAACACAAAAAGAAAGAUUUAUGACCAAUCCAACUUUUUUUUUUUCUGAUGACGUGAUACUCUGACAGCUAAGUGACCACAACUUCCACAAAACAAAACUUGAGGCUACUAGCUGAGCUGAUAACGUCAGUCCAUCUAAAAGUCAUUUUAUUCACUACAAGCUUGUCGUUGAAAAGUCUAUAGUAUAUAUAGAUAGGUAUUAAAACUAUUGAAAACACACACACGGAUGGGAGAACAAAUGCAGACCAGGAUUUUAUAAAAUCUUUACAAAAACUAAAUUCUCUGCGUAUUAUUUCGGAGGGCAGUGCACCAGUAUUUCCUGUCUUUUUGCAGUUGCUUCUGUCUAACUUGACGCAGCUCUCUCUGGCCCGCCGUCGUCAGCAGAUCCCACGUCAAUCAUCCUCACUGGGAAUUCACUGAGCGCCAGCUGGAGAGCGACAGAACGAAUACACAAAUAAACCACCAAUACAGAGAUAAAAACUGACAAAAAAUCCAGCCAGAGAACAAAGGAGCCCUGGAGUGCAGCCGCUGAUUACCUGACAGGAAAAGGCAUCACUGAAGUCUCAUCAUGUCAGCUUAUGAUGCAAAUGCCACCCUCAACCCGACGAUGUAUGAUUACUCAUCUUACUACAGUGACAAUGACAGUGGUGUCACUCCUUGCAGCAAUGUUGAAAUGAGAGAGUUUGGCAGGGUGUUUCUGCCUGUUCUGUACAGUUCAGUUUUCAUCCUCGGAUUCCUAGGUAAUGGCCUAGUGGUGUGUGUCCUGGUGAAACACCGCAACCAGACAAACUUGACAGAUAUCUGCCUCUUCAACCUGGCUCUCUCUGACCUCCUCUUCGUCAUCACGCUGCCUUUCUACACUCACUACGUUGUGGCCGGAGAAUGGAUCUUCAGUGUCUUUUUGUGCCAUUUCAUCGGUGGCAUACACAACACCGGGUUCUUCAGCGGCAUCUUCUUCAUGGUUGUCAUGACGCUGGACCGCUACGUGGUCAUCAUGCACACUCACAAGGUUGCACGAUACCGCACUGUGAAGAUGGGCAUCGCUCUGACUGUGUUUGUCUGGAUGCUUAGCUUGUUCGUCUCCCUACCGUCUUAUAUCUUCACAACGGUGAAAAAUGGGUCUCAAGGGCAGAGUUGUGAUUUCAUUCCGGAAAACAAAGACUGGUGGGUGUUCAACAUCUUCGCACCAAAUAUCUUGGGCCUUGUGAUUCCCUUGUUGGUGAUGGUAAUUUGCUACUCUAGGAUCAUCCCCAUUCUGGUCAAGAUGAGGAGUGCAAAGAAACACCGUGUUGUCAAGCUGAUCAUCUCCAUCGUGGUCGUCUUUUUUUUAUUCUGGACCCCAUAUAACAUUUCCAAUUUCUUGCGGUUUCUGCAGUAUGAAGCCAGCCUGUUUGAUGAUUGCGACUCUGACAAAAAUUUAAAGUUGUCAAUAACAGUGACUGAGACCAUUGCCAUGACUCACUGCUGCCUCAACCCCAUCAUAUACGCCUUUGUGGGACAGAAGUUUAUGAAGCGUGCCGUACAGCUGCUGAGGAAAUGGGUGCCUGGGAUUCACUUUCUCUCCACCAGAGAUUUGUCAGAUAGCUCAUUCAGGAAAAGGUCUUCUGAUGUCUCCUCCACUUUUGUCAUGUAGGUGGUGGAGGGCAGAUGUAAUAUGUUUUGUGGACAUUGCCUACAGUGUUUGGACUUGUUUUUUCUUCUUAUUACUGCAGAUGUUAUACGUGUUCAUUUUGCAUGAUUUGUUUUACUCGUGACUUUCAUUUUCCACCAAUGAAAUUGUUGUUUAUCAGCAGUGUCUCAUCUAUAAACUCUCCUUGUACAUAUACGCCUGUUAUUGUUAGAUUUAUUAAUUUGCACUUGCAAAUGGAAUGUCGUGCUUUCUCUAUAACAUGUCAGAUUUAUAAGGCCAUCAGUUUUUCAAAGAAUCAUAGUGUUACUUGAUCAGCAUACCAUCUAUUUUUGAGCUCCCAUGCUGGUGUCUUCGAAAUGCUACGCAGAAGGUGUUGCUUCUUUUUUGCUUGGUGUAAAACAGGAGGAAACAUGACUGCACCUCAAAUUAUACCUUUAAACUGAAACCAUGAACAUUUUCCAACUAACCACAAAGUUUGUCGUGCUAAAGCCGUGCAUAAUAUGGUCCUUCUUUUGCUUUUCUUUUCCUUUUUCCACACAUUAGUUGAUGAAACUGCAAAUUGGUGAGUAAACACUUAUGUUAUAUGGAAAACACAACUUUAAAAAGAAAGCUGAAUGGUCUUUUUCAGCAUGUAACUUCCCUUGUGGAAAGACUUCUUUCAGAUGUUGGAUGACGAUCACAGCUACAGAGGUAAAAACCAACACAGGGUUAUGUUGCACUGUCUGCACCAUUAGUCAUAGAUUUAAAUCUGUUAAUUUGGAACAUUUUUUGGCCCAUCAUAUCUGUAAUUUCUCACCUAUUUUCUCAGUAUUGUUUUAUGCCUCACAUUUGUACAUAUGUACAGUAAAUUGUAUCUUUGUAUUUUUGUUUUCAUACUGAACACAGCAUAUUCUUUUUGGCUCCAUAUCAGAUGUUAUUUGCACAAAUGCUACACAUUUUCAAGCCUUUGCUCAGAUGUUUCAAUUUUAUAUCCUCUAGUGCUAUGACUGUCAAUUGCUGAUGUGUUUUUGUAUUUCACAUUUGCUCUGGCUUUUUCUAAAUAGUUGUUGUUAUGAUUCAUUGCGUCAGUGACCUGAUUUCUCAAUAGGGAUUAUUAAAGUUUUAUCUCCUCUCA